Molecule: messenger RNA, 1893 nt
Organism: Toxorhynchites rutilus septentrionalis
Lineage: Eukaryota; Metazoa; Arthropoda; Insecta; Diptera; Culicidae
Exons: 4
Coding region: 935-1846 (303 amino acids)
Source: RefSeq, a predicted model, not a curated record
ACAUCAAUUGAAUAUAGGCUACCCAAAAUCAAAAUCAAUAUGGCGUCAUUUGUUUAUCAACAUAUCAUUUACGAGGAUUGAAAUCUAAAAAUGCGCUGCUUUAUUCUAACUGCAUGAGCGAUUUUCAUAUUCCGGUUUCACAUGGAGGUGUUCACAUUUAACAUGGAGUUUAAAGUUAGCCACUAUUCGACUAUAUAACCGCACCGAGUUGUAAUCCGCGUUGACGGCAUUGAGUUUGACAUUUCAAAUUAGGGUUGUGAAACGUAAACAAACGCAGUGAGAAAAACUAUAAUUUUUGUUCAAAGUUAUCUUGAGAUUCUAUAGCUUUCUGCAAAAAUGGCAUCCAAUGCGAUAAACUCUUCGAUGAUGGCGGUAAAUUUGCAGCUUGCCGAUAUUUUUCAAUACGUCGGAGGAGGAAGCAGGUUGAUAGUCGAAGGUGAACGGGUGUUUCAAGCUAACCACUUGCUUCUUGUCGGAGUUCAAACCGUGCACGAGGACGGCUUUACCAUAUUUGCGACUUGUUUGAAGUCAUCAUCACCUAGAGCUGAUCCACACAAAAUUUCCAUCCGCACCAGACCUUCCUUUGAAAAGUGGUCUUUUCAGUGUUCGUGCAAAGCUGGAAUGGGAAAAUGCAAACACAUAAUGGCCGUUUAGAAACAUCUUCUAAUGUUCCCUUCAGUUCCAUUGCUUACAGUAACAGAUUUGCAACAAAAGUGGGGUAAAAUUGCAGAAAAAGUUGCUGACGAUAUGUACAAGACAACAUCAUUGACCGCAUUCUGCAAAAAAAUGACGAAUACAAAAGAUACGACUGAAGCUGCCUCGCCGGCGGGUUUGACUCACGAUGAGGGUACCAACAUUCUUCAGCUUUUCGUGAAAGGAUUCCCUGAAAGCGGUCUGGCAUACGAAAAGAAAGGACGAGAAAUGAAAAAUAUUGAUGAAUCUGAUGUUCAAAAAUGAUGAAUCUGAUGUUCUGAAUACACUUCUCGAUAUAGAUGUGCAAAGUCAUUCUACAGAAUCCAUUGAUUCGUUAAUUUCUAUUGAAGAAAAUAUGACUUGCAGUCUACUUAAAUCCUUCCUGAGAAGAUCGUUUCAUCCUGAUAACUUCACGAUGAUCGAUCGUGAAAUAAUGGAAUUUAUAGGUCCGUUAGAAAAGGAUCUGCAACUUCAUUUCGAAAUUAAUGUGAAAGUAUCGGAAUACGAGUCUUUGAAAAUAUGUACAAGAACUAUAGAACAAAGAGUAUCAUCGCAAUGGAAAAAAGAACGAAGCCGGCGCAUCACUUCAUCCAGUGCAUACUCUGUGUAUACAUACUACACAAAUCAACCCGACAAGAACAAAAAUUGGAAAAGUAAAAUCCUGAGUAUGGUGACACCGAAACAUCUUUCAACACCAGCAAUCGUACAUGGGAUCCGAUGCGAAUCAAAAGCCAUAGCAGCAUAUGAGCGAGACUACAGAAAAAACGUUUGGAGUUGUGGUUUCGUAAUACCCCCACAUAUUUCAUGGCUGGGAUGUUCUCCUGACGGAAUUGUUAUAAACGAAGGGAGAAUAAUAGAAAUUAAGUGUCCAAAAGAAGGGGAAAAUAAAUCAUUGAGUGAUUUAAUUGAUUUUCUUCCCUAUUUUACAAGAUUAAAUGUUUUGAAAAAAAAUCAUCAAUAUUACGCACAGUUGCAACUAACUAUGUUCAUAACAAAAUGUAGAGUAGCAGAUUUUAUAAUCUAUUCAGAAUAUGAUGAUAAAUGCUAUGUUCAGAAAGUUCAAUUCGAUCCAGAUUAUGUUAGAACGAUGGUAGCAGUGCUGAAGGAGGUUUAUUUUAAUGUUUUUUUGAAAUAUCUAUAUUCGUCUGUUUAAUAUAUGUAUUCUAAAGUAUUAUUAAUAAAAAAAUUCUAAUUCUAAAA